This is a messenger RNA of Geodia barretti, 289 nucleotides long. NCBI's taxonomy places the organism in Eukaryota, Metazoa, Porifera, Demospongiae, Tetractinellida, Geodiidae. The record is from the annotation of a GenBank genome assembly.
CUCCCAUUAUCCAGCCAAACUUCUGCGGCUUUUUGUCUCCACUGGACUGCCACCAUCUCUUCUUCCCGGUGGCCCCCGAGUCACCUCCACCCACACCAUCUGUCUCUUCUCCACCAUCUCCGUCUCUUGACUCCUGAGGUGGUGGCAAGCUCCCCGCAGCUCCACUUCUGUCCCUCAGGUAGUCCAGAGAGGGUCUGGCCUUCCCUCCUCCUCCUCCCUCCUCCUCACCGUCUCGAUAGUACAUCGUCAUGGGGACGGCCUCCGAGGUGUCGUAGCCGAGACUGGUGAC